UCUGUGCCUCUGCAGGUUCUUAAUCUCUGCCUCAGUUGCCUCUAUAAAACGGGAGUAUUUGGUAAUCCAUCUCAUAAGGUUGUUGAGAGGAUUAAGUGCCUAAAUACUUAGCGCAUCGAACAAUGCCUGGCACUUAAUGGUUCAAUGUAUAUCUUCUGUGUCUCUGGAGACUUUAUCAAAGUUUUUAGCACAACUACAGAAGAAUGUGUACACAUAUUGCAAGGGCAUAGAAAUCUGGUAACUGGAAUCCAGCUCAACCCCAGCAACCAUCUACAGCUAUAUUCUUGUUCCUUUGAUGGCACGGUUAAACUGUGGGACUAUGUAGAUGGCAUUCUGAUAAAGACUUUCAUAGUUGGAUGUAAACUCCAUGCCCUCUUUACUCUUACGUAUACUGAGGAUUCUGUCUUUGUUAUAAUAAAUAAAGAAAAACCAGAUGUGUUUCAGCUGGUUUCAGUGAAACUACCAAAAUCAUCAAGUCAGGAAGUGGAAGCUAAGGAGCUUUCCAUUGUUUUGGAUUACAUAAACCAGUCACCCAAGUGCAUUGCCUUUGGAAAUGAGGGAGAAUAUGUUGCUGCAGUACGGGACUUUUACUUGUCUGUUUAUUUUUUCAAAAAGAAAACAACAUCAAGAUUUACUUUAUCAUCAUCCAAAAGUAAGAAACAUGCUAAGAACAAUUUUACAUGUGUAGCAUGUCACCCAAAGGAAGAUUGCAUAGCAACUGGUCACCAGGAUGGCAAAAUUCGUCUUUGGAGGAAUUUUGAUGAUGAAAAGAAAUAUACAUACACAUGUUUACAUUGGCACCAUGACUUGGUUAUGGAUUUGGCCUUUUCAGUGACAGGCAGCAGUCUUCUGAGUGGUGGCCGUGAAUCUGUCCUCGUGGAGUGGCGCGAGGUGACAGAGAAGAAUAAGGAGUUCCUCCCCCGUUUAGGAGCUACUAUUGAACAUAUCUCAGUAUCUCCAGCAGGGGAUUUGUUCUGUACUUCACACUCCGAUAACAAGAUAAUAAUUAUUCAGCGAAACCUUGAGGCAUCCGCAGUAAUUCAAGGCCUAGUGAAAGACAGCAAAAUCUUUACUGGUUUGAUGAUUGAUCCAAGAACUAAAGCUUUGGUUUUGAAUGGGAAACCUGGCCACUUGCAGUUUUAUUCUCUUCAAAGUGAUAAACAGUUAUACAAUUUAGAUAUUAUACAGCAAGAAUAUAUCAAUGAUUAUGGUCUGAUCCAAAUUGAGCUAACAAAGGCUGCAUUUGGCUGCUAUGGUAAUUGGCUCGCAACGGUGGAACAACGUCAAGAAAAGGAAACUGAGCUUGAAUUGCAAAUGAAACUGUGGACAUAUAAUAAAAAAACACAAGGGUUUGUUCUUAAUACAAAAGUUAACAUGCCACAUGAAGACCACAUCACAGCUCUCUGUUUCUGUAAUGCAGAAAAAUCUGAAAAUCCCACUUUGGUUACAGCAAGUAAAGAUGGUCACUUCAAAGUAUGGAUAUUAACAGAUGAUUCUGAUAUAUAUAAAAAGGCUGUUGGCUGGACCUGUGAUUUUGUGGGCAGUUAUCACAAAUACCAAGCAACUAACUGUUGUUUCUCUGAAGAUGGCUCUUUACUAGCAGUUAGUUUUGAGGAGAUAGUUACAAUAUGGGAUUCAGAGACAUGGGAGCUUAAAUGUACAUUUUGUCAACGAGCAGGGAAAAUAAGGCACCUUUGCUUUGGGAGAUUGACUUGUUCAAAAUAUCUUCUUGGUGCCACUGAAAAUGGCAUUCUCUGUUGUUGGAAUCUGCUGAGUUGUGCAUUGGAGUGGAGUGCAAAAUUAACUGUUAGAGUUAUGGAACCUGAUCCGAAUUCCGAGAAUAUUGCUGCAAUCUCUCAGUCUUCUGUGGGUUCAGACUUGUUUGUAUUUAAACCUAGUGAGCCAAGGCCAUUGUAUAUUCAAAAGAAUAUCUCCAGAGAGGAAGUCCAGUGGGGAGUGUUUGUUCCACGAGAUGUCCCUGAAUCAUUCACCUCAGAAGCUUACCAGUGGCUGAACAGAUCCCAGUUUUACUUCCUAACAAAAUCACAGAGUUUAUUGACACUCAGUACAAAAUCUCCAGAAGAAAAGCUCACACCAACAAGCAAACAGCUAUUAGCAGAAGAAAGUCUUCCAACAACCCCAUUCUAUUUCAUAUUGGGUAAGCACAGACAGCAACAGCAAGAUGACAGAGUAAAUGAAGCUUUGGAGAAUGAACUGGUACAACUACCCUUAACAGAAAACAUACCUGCAAUUAGUGAGCUUCUUCACACUCCAGCCCAUGUCCUACCAUCUGCUUCUUUCCUGUGCUCCAUGUUUGUAAAUUCGUUGCUGUUGUCUAAGGAGACUGAGAGUGCUGAAGAAGCUCCUGAUGAUGUAGAUAUGGAAGAAGAAAAAGAAAGUGAUGAUUCAGAUGAAGAAAACAAUUACACUGAAAAUGUCCAGGAUACAAAUAACACCGAUUUGGGAGAAGACGUUAUACAUCAGUUGUCAAAAUCCGAAGAAAAGAAACUGAGAAAAUUUAGGAAAGUAGACUAUAGCUGGAUAACUGCCCUUUAAGUCUUGCGGAAUGGGGAGAGGGAAGGUUUUUGCAUGUUCGUUUUUGUGGGGGUUUAUUCGUUUUGUUUUUUUUUUUUAAUUGUAUGUUGAUAGUCCAAAAAUCUAUUUUAAUGUUAUUUCUGUUCUUAAAAUGUUAAAUAAGACAGGCUUUAUUUUUUAAAUAACUACUAAUGUAAAACUAUAUUUACAUCAUGUUUUAUACUUGCUGCAUACUUCAUUUAUACAUCAUUCCAUUUUUCUUUAAAGUAGCUAUUUUCUUCAUAGGUGAUUUAGCAGAGCUGGGACUUGAAUUUACACAGCAUAAGUCCCCUUAUCUGUAAUUUGGAGAUAUAAGAUGUUUGUAAAGUCAAAAUUUUGUUGAUGAUACUGUUUUUAAGUUCAAUCUGAUUUUCAUGACAGCCUUGGCAGAUAAGAAGAGACGGUAUUACUCCGGGGCAGUGUUAAGCCUUUGUAUAGCAAGUCUGAUAACAACUACUUUUUAACCACAGUCCCAUUGGUAGUAGAAAAGAAUGCAAGAUUCUUUUGUAUUACCUUAAAGUAAUAAAGUUGAACAUUUUCAUCA
Phacochoerus africanus (Common warthog) is the source of this 3118-nucleotide messenger RNA. It is a transcript of the gene WDR75, whose product is annotated as WD repeat domain 75. The record is from RefSeq and is a predicted model, not a curated record. Gene Ontology annotation, biological process: positive regulation of transcription by RNA polymerase I; positive regulation of rRNA processing. The transcript has 21 exons. Bases 145 to 2556 code for a protein of 803 amino acids. NCBI's taxonomy places the organism in Eukaryota, Metazoa, Chordata, Mammalia, Artiodactyla, Suidae. Gene Ontology annotation, molecular function: RNA binding; protein binding. Gene Ontology annotation, cellular component: nucleolus.